UUGAAUCUACGAGGCUUCCUAAGUGUCCCUUAAAUUUGCAGUGGUUUUGAGUAUGUUCUUAAUGGCUGUUGAGCUUAAUUUAGUCCUGUUUUUUCCAUGCUGAUAGAUGAGAUGAAUAAGGAAGGGAAUCAGGAGUUCGGCAUUAGUGGUGCAAAUUCAGCGCAGGCAAAGACAUAAGUAGUCGAAUCUAUUGUCUCCAGAAUUAGGGUGAUAUGCAGAGAGCCCAUGAAGAAGUGAAGCAAGAGAGACAGAGAGAGUGGAUUACAGAUCAAGGAGAACGGGGGGGAGGAGGAGGAAGAAGAAGAGAUGCCAACAGUUUGGUUUGCCUUGAAGAGAUCUCUCCACUGCAAGUCUGAGCCGUCGGAGGUUCAUGAUCCAAAGGCCAGGGGGCAUCUUGGAUCCAUCUUGACAAGGAAAGCGGGAAGGUCUGGGUGCUCUAGAUCCAUAGCCAAUCUCAGAGAUGUCAUCCAUGGAAGCAAGAGGCACAUUGAGAAGCCACCGAGUUGCAGCCCGAGGUCCAUCGGGAGUAGUGAGUUCAUAAACCCAAUCACCCAUGAUGUUAUUCUUAACAAUUCCAGGUGCGAGCUGAGGAUAUCUGGAUUGGGAGCCGGCCAUGAGGGCGAGGCAGGAUUGGAUUCUCCCUGCGUUGGCACCCUUAGGCCUGGGACGCCUGGACCAGGAGGCCACCCCUCACCACUUCAAUAUAACCCUCCUCCAUGUGGCGGAGCUAGUAGCACUCCAGCAAGAAAAUGCCCUAGCUUCUCCGGUGACGGAGAAGACCAUGGCCCCGGGGGUUCAUCUCUCGCUACCGUUUUGCUUGGCCAUGGUGUUGUCGGACCCCAUCACGCCGCUUCAACACCAAGGUUCUCUCAUGAGAUGCAUUUGCAGAAGUGCUCUGCGGCUGUGACCUGCCACAAAUGUGGGGAGAAGUUUGUGAAGUGGGAGACCUUGGAGGCGCACCACCUAACCAAGCAUGCAGUUAGCGAACUUGUGGAAGGUGACUCCUCUAGGAAGAUAGUAGAAAUGAUAUGCAGAACAGGGUGGUCCAAGACCGACGGCAGCUGCGGACGGAUCGAGAGGGUCCUCAAGGUCCAUAACAUGCAGAAAACUCUUACUCUCUUUGAGGAGUACAGGGAAACGGUUAAGAUGAAAGCCAGCAAGCUGCCAAAGAAGCACCCUAGAUGCCUGGCCGACGGCAAUGAGCUUCUGAGGUUCCAUGGCACCACAAUUGCCUGUUCUCUCGGCACGAACGGCUCGUCUGGGCUUUGCGCGUCGGAGAAAUGCAGUGUUUGUCAGAUCAUCAGACACGGAUUCACCGGCAACGAGGAAACCAAGGGAGGGAUCGGCGUUUUUACGACUUCCACUAGCGGUAGAGCACUGGAAUCAAUCGAGACGGAUGAAGAUGAUACUUCCGUGAAGAAAGCGCUGUUGGUGUGCAGAGUCAUCGCUGGGAGGGUUCAUAAGCCUUUGGACAACUACCAAGAGCUAGUAGGUCAGUGUGCCUUCGAUUCGUUGGCGGGGAAGGUUGGUCUUUACGCAAAUAUUGAGGAGCUCUAUUUGCUCAACCCAAAAGCUCUACUUCCAUGCUUUGUGGUAAUAUGUAAAACCCUCAAGUAACUUCCACUACGCCUCUCAGUAGACUUUGAUAUUGAACUUUCCUUCCUCGACAAACAGUAAUUGGGCCGUCGUCUUGGUCGAUGAAUCCCACCUCCACAUUCAGUGCCUUGUCUCUGCGUCAGAGAUGUCAAAAUCAUACUGAGAUGUCUGUCUCUCGGGCGUGAAUGGCUUCACAUCGGCAUUUUGGGUUGCAUGCUCUCA
Musa acuminata subsp. malaccensis (wild Malaysian banana) is the source of this 1818-nucleotide messenger RNA. RefSeq lists its product as uncharacterized. The record is from RefSeq and is a predicted model, not a curated record. NCBI's taxonomy places the organism in Eukaryota, Viridiplantae, Streptophyta, Magnoliopsida, Zingiberales, Musaceae.